Messenger RNA from Coniophora puteana RWD-64-598 SS2, 351 nucleotides. Its product is annotated as RNA-binding domain-containing protein. Lineage: Eukaryota; Fungi; Basidiomycota; Agaricomycetes; Boletales; Coniophoraceae. The transcript has 4 exons. Bases 1 to 351 code for a protein of 116 amino acids. The record is from RefSeq and is a predicted model, not a curated record. Gene Ontology annotation, molecular function: mRNA binding.
AUGAACUCUGCUAAGAUCUAUGUCGGUAAUUUGAGCUGGAACACCACCGAUGACACUUUGCGUCAAGCCUUCAGCACCUUUGGAAAUGUGGUUGACUCGGUCGUCAUGCGCGACCGCGAUACCGGUCGCUCCCGCGGCUUUGGCUUUGUGACCUACUCGAGCACCCAGGAGGCCGAGUCGGCCAUCUCCGGACUCAACGAUCAAGACCUUGACGGCAGGAGGAUCAAGGUCAACAUUGCCAACCCACGUGGCGGAGGCGCUGGAAUGGGCGCUGGCGGACCUGGAGGCUUCCAAGGUGCUCCUGGCGGAUACGGAGGCGCUGGUGGUUACGGUGCGUUCCCUGGUUUUUAG